GAGCGUUGGAUUGUGGAACUGUUCUGUGAGAGCGGACUGAGUUGGGGACAAGGGCCGAUUCCAGUUUGUCAGAAGGACUGUUGCAGUUUAGGAUAAAAAGACCAAGCGAAUAGCUUAUAUUGUGUCUAAUCGCUGAGAUUGGAGAUAUUCUUGCUUUUGGGAAGUUUUAUUUUCUAAUUAGUUCCGAAAGCACCCGAAUUCAACAUGUCUGAGUCAACGGCUGAACUUAGGAAAAAGCGUCCCCCAACUGUGAGCACUCACACCACUGUCAUUAACCGAGUCUCCGGGGGAGGGAUGGGUAUGUCCGCCCGUAACUCCGCGGGAGGGGGAUUCAAGUCGUCCUUCAAUAUGAUGGGAGGAGCUUCUUCAAACUUACAGCUAGGAGCCGCCAAACAAAUGUCGUCAUCAGGAGUUAACAUGGUUAUAGACGCCCGGGCCAAGGAAAAAACCGCAAUCCAAGAUUUGAACAGGAAGUUGGGCAAGCAUAUAGAAACCAGUAAGUUUCUGGAAGCCCAGAAUAAGGCGCUUGUUAUCGAGUUAGAGGCAGAACGUAAGAAGAAGAUUUUCGAUGGCUCUUCUAUAAAAGAAUUGUACCAACAAGAAUUGGAUGAGUGCAGAAAGGUUAUUGCCGACGUAGAAACUGAAAAGGCCCGUUUAGCUCCUAGAAUAGCCACUUUAGAGGAUGUGGUAGACGAUGAGGAGAAAAGGAAUGAAACCCUUGAAGGCGAAAUAGCAGCUCGUAUUAAGCAGAUCGAGCGUUUGAAUACCCAAGUGGGUGAUAUGGAAGGAGAAAACGGCACCCUCAGACGUACAGUUGGUACGCAGGAAGAUGAAAUUAAACGUCUAAAGAUGAACAUACAAGACCACAAACAGAACCUGGACGACGCCCGAAAGAACUUGGAGGAAGAGUGCAGGCUGCGAAUUGAGGCGGAGUUAGAUAGAAACCUAGCGGUUGAAGAGCGAGACUUCCUUAUUGGUUGUUUAACUAAGGAGAAUGAAGAGCUGAAAAAACUUAUAAAUACAGAUGUCGGUCAGCUUGACAUCAAAAAUCUGUGGAAGGGGGAGAUUACCUCAUGCAUCAAACAGCUGCAGGAAGACAACGAUAUCGAGCUGGCAAGAAUCAAACAGGAUUUCGCGGCUAGAUAUGAUUCACAGAUGCAACAGAUUAACGCUGGUCAGAUGAAGGACAACGCCAACAUUGUUAAGCUCGAGUCGGAGAUCUCAAGGCUGAAGAACAAACAUGUCGAUCAAGGACCCCUCAUCGCGGACUUGAAUGCAAAAUUGAACGCUUUGAAAAUGGAAAACGAAAAACUGUCUGAUGAAAUGUCAGAAGCGCGUGAAAGGUAUGAGCAAGACAGGUGUGACCAUAUGGCCACUAUUGAAUCCCUUACCUGUGAGAUGACUGAUCUUCUAAACAGGUUCCGUGAACUUCAGGAUCAAAAGUUGAGCCUGGAGACAGAGAUCGCUACAUACAGGAGAUUGUUGGAAGGCGAGGAAGACAGCAUGGAGCGAUUCGUUUCUGAUUCAUCCGGCGCUCGAAGCAGGGGAGCAGACAGUUUGAAUGACCUUGUCCAAACUAGCAGCAACUGGGGGCACUUUAGCCAAAGCACUUCCAGCAGUAUUGGCGGAGGUGGAAGUGGAAUGGGUGGAGGCAGUGGAUUUGGUGGAAGCGGAAUGGGCGGAGGCAGUGGAUAUGGUGGAGGCAGUGGAUAUGGUGAAGGCAGUGGAUUUGAGGAAGGUGGUCAAUUCGUACAGAGCUCAGGCAUGGGUGGUGGUAGCCAGUUCAGCAGUUCCUCCGAGGGUAAAGUGUUCAUCAAGAAGAAGGCAACAGGACACCUCUGUAUCGAAGAAGCUCAGGGCAGUGGCCAUUUUGUUACGCUUGCCUACGGUACAAAGGAAAAGAAGCCAUCAGGGCCUAUGAACCUGCUCGGAUGGAAGGUAUGCCGACAGAUGGAAGGCGACACUGCCUACUACGCAGUGUAUGAAUUCACAUCCGAUUAUACCCUGCAGCCAGGUGGAAAAAUGAAGAUAUUCGGGUCGAAUUACAAGAAUGAGUCUAGCAAGAGGAAAGAAGACCUUGUUGCAAAUUUCCCAACCUGGAGCAGUGGAGGCGGUAGAUUCUCACUGUUAGACCCAUCUAAGGCCGAGAAAGGCUUUCUUACCAUCGAGUUUAGAUAGACAGUACGACCUGAUCACAAGGCAACAUUGGUAAAGUGUCCGAGUCAUCGACGAAUGGAAUCCUCGAUUUUUCUUGUGUAAUGAAGAGACUCAACUUUCGGUGCUGACCGCUUGACCCACGUUGCCGAUUCGCGCCAUAGUGUACACGUUUUUCAUAUAUUGCUUUAUAUGCUUUUUAAUGGCUUGACGCCAGUUAAUGUACUCAUGUGGUGUUUCAAAGCGGUCAUCGUGUGAACAUGUUUGGUUGGAUUGAAGCACAUGACGUCAUCAGACAUCGAAUCCAAUGUUUCAAUUAGUGAAUGUGAAAUACAAAUGUGGAAAUGAAUCACCAGGAAUGAUAAUUUUAUGGAAUGUGUAAUUCAAUAAAUAUCUUACAUGUCACAUUUUUCAUAAAGUGAGCGUUUUAAAAAAACAUCCAUUUCAAUCAUAUUAUUUAGACGUAGUUUAGUUCAAGAAUUCCUUUUAUAUACUGAUUUUUUUUUGUAUGGUAGUUUGAAAAUUGAAAAGCGUUGUAAAUACAUUGAUAUACUUUUGUUGAUGAGCUCUUACUGACGGUUGUGAUUAAGUAUAGUUUACAUGCCUAAAUAUUAUUGGACCAAUAUCCAAUUUGGAAGGUGAAAAAUAGAGGUUGUGAGCUUCUGACAUUCCUUAAAUGAGUAACAACGAAAUGACUUACCCUCUAACAUAUAUGCAAUGCGUAGAGAUUCUGUAAGCAAACUAAGAAUAAUUGUCAAUUUUAACAGAGACGAUAAAAAAAUUGUUGAAAGAAUAUCCGCAAAUAAAUGAAUGCCAUUUGAUAUUUAAACCACGAAAUUUUGUAUGUAUUUGUUGACACUUAUGUUAAGUUUAUUCACAAAUUAAAUAUAAGGGUAAGUAUUUGUUAAAUGGAGAGUGAGUUUCCCAGGAUGACAAUUUCCUUGUAAAUACUCCGUUGUAGUUUGUUAAUUUCAUGUUGUCAAUCAAAUAUUGUGAUGACAGAGGCGAUCGACAAACGUACACUCUGUAGCAAUACCAGUGUGAUGCUGAGGGAACAGUAUCUUUGUCACAAAGACUUUGCGAAAUCAAAAGUUUAAAUUUAAGUGGCUUCCACUAACAUAAGACAACAUUAUCUGAACUGCUUUGACAAAUACAGUUUCCUUUGCAGGUAUACUUACUGUAAGUGCAUAUUAUAUUUUAAUAAAUUUUAUUAAGCGUUAAAA
This is a messenger RNA of Mizuhopecten yessoensis (Yesso scallop), 3377 nucleotides long. RefSeq names its product retrograde protein of 51 kDa-like. NCBI's taxonomy places the organism in Eukaryota, Metazoa, Mollusca, Bivalvia, Pectinida, Pectinidae. The transcript is spliced from 12 exons. The coding region runs from base 205 to 2178 and encodes 657 amino acids. The record is from RefSeq and is a predicted model, not a curated record.